AUGAACGGAACUGUGGAAGCUAACGCGAUGGCAAAUACUCCGCCAGCGCCCGGAGCAGCUGCUCCAGGCAACAACAAUAACAUGUUGGCACAACAGAAAGCAGCACGGAAUUUUAAGCUGCUCGUUGAUCCUUUUCUGCACAGAGGCACGCAAAAGAUCUAUCGUUACGAUGGAGUCGUGCCGGGAGAUCCGAACCAUCCACCGGUUAUUCCACGCGAUCCAAGGAACCCAUUGGCGCGCAUUCGAUCCCGUGUAGAACCGCUGGAUAUUCCCGUACCGAGAUUCAAAAUAGAUCAACAUUAUGUCGGCGAACCGCCAGCAGUAGAGAUCACCAUAACGAACUUGAACGAUAACAUCGAUAAGCCAUUUCUGUCGGACAUGCUGGCCAAGUGUGGCACGUUCACGGAGCUGUACAUAUACUAUCAUCCUGUGUCGAACAAACAUCUCGGUCUAGCGCGCAUCGUGUUCGAGCAGGUCCGGUCGGCGCUGAUGUGCGUGGAAAAGCUAAAUGGUACCUCAGUAAUGGGCAAAGUGCUGAACGUAUUCAAAGACCCUUUCGGUGAGCAUUGCAAACGGCUGCUGGAGGAGAAAUCGUCCGAAAGGAAACCAUCACUGCCACAGCCGCCGCCUCCUCUACCACCGCUACCACCGGUCAGCUCCAACCACCACCACCACCACCAUUCCCUCCCAGUCACAGCGUCGAUGAGCAGUACAGAUCCGCUUGGGCUAAAGGUGGCCCAAAAUUCGAGAUCUUCGUAUCGCAAAGCACCACCGGAACCAGAUCCGGAACCAUGGGACAAGAAGCCGGCGUCGACAAUUGGCGAAGAUGGUGAGCUGUGGGAUGCGGAUGAGUUUUCAGGCAGUGCGGGCAAUAGUCAGGAUUCGAGCUAUUAUAGUAAGGAGAAAAGUACCAGCCGUGGCAGCCAGUACGGGGGCGAGUGGGAUGGCGAAGGUACGGAGCGUCGGGAUGCAAAGUACUACGACGAUAAGGAUCGUAAACAUCACCACCAUCAUCACAAGAGUGAUCGUGUGCGGGAUCGGGACCGGUAUCGUGAGCGGGACCGUGAUCGAGAUCGAGAUAGGGAUCGGGAUCGGGAUAGGGAUCGUACGCGUGACCGACAUCGGGAUCGUGAUAGGACACGCGAUCGAGAACGGGAUCGUACGCGCGACCGUGAAUAUCGUGACCGUGAGUGGGAUUCGAAAAAGCGAGGCAAAAACUACCGUGAUUCAUGGUAUGGUGGUGAAGGGGAAGGUUAUCCGCCCAGUGGUAGUGGUAGUAGUAGUCGGUACGAAGCCGGAUACGAUUACUAUUCUUCGUCGUACCCGGGCAGCUCCGAGUACGGUGGUAGUGGUGCGUACGGCGGUUAUCCACCGUCCGGAACAUCCUCAUCGGCAAAGUGGGCACCACCGCAACCACCGGUACCACCACCACCGCCACCACCGGAGGAGAAUUGGGACAGUUCCUCCAAACCACCCGCACCACCUCCUAUACCGUUAGGCAAAAGCGGCACUAGUGCCGCGAGCAAAACGAUCAUGGACGAAGCUGACUUGUGGGACACGGAAGCUGCUCCUUCGUCCACUGGAACAAAGCCAGCACCACCACCACUUCCUUCCACUUCUUCAUCGCCACCACCACCACCCGAACCAUCGAAAGCACUGCCCGGCGGAAAUGAUGAGGACAGUGGCAGUACGCUCGAUCUGGACACGCGGAUAGCGUUGCUGUUUAAGGAGAAAACUUUCGGCGGAAGCUUCUUGCAGCUGAGUGACGACGAGGAGGAAGAUCGUAAGCCCGACAUUGGUAUGGGUAGUGGUGGAAGCGGUGUAACGGAAGAGUAUGCAGUGCACGUUGAUACAAGCCAGCUGAAGGAGGAAUCCAUGGAUGAGACGACAAAUGAUGGCACGAAUGGUGGAGGUGGUCGUCGGCCACCGAGUCCUCCGCCACUACUAGAACCAGAAAAGCCACCUCCACCGUUACUUCCACCGGACGAAGAGUCGAUAGAGCGGAAACCUCCAAAACGGGAACCAAUAAUCGAAAGUCUUAAAGAGGAAGGUGCGAGCGACAUUUCUUCCAGUGACGACGAGAUAUUGGCGAAGGAGGACGAAAAACCGGUCGUAUCGCCACUGGAAGAUAGCAAGCCACCACUUCUCGGUCCGGACGAUUUGAAGCUACAACCUGGUGCACCUGCUCCUCCACCACUACCCAGCGAGCCAGCCCCCGCCGUUCCACCUCCACCGGAACCCGCCGAAGGUGGUAGCUUUUCUUUUCUAUAUCCAACCAACAGUUACUACAACUACGCAGCACAACCGGCUUCUACCACAUCCGUCUACUACCAUGGCUAUCCGACGGGUUUCCCUGGUGCACCGCUUUUCAACUCGUACGGUAUGCCAGCCUCCACCGGAAUGUACUACUCGCCCGGUAAACAACCGGGCCCACAUGGACGCGACGAUGGGGGCCAGAGUGCAUUUCUUGAGCCUGGCGGUGGUCCAAAAAGCAUGAAAGAUCGUGCCCGCUCACUCAAAAGAAAUCGGUACGAGAUUGUGAUCGAUUCCGUUGUCGAGCGUGUGGUGGCCGAGCUGAAGCAAAUACUGAAGAAAGAUUUCAACAAAAAGAUGAUCGAAAAUACCGCCUUCAAAAAGUACGAAGCGUGGUGGGAUGAGGAAGAACGGAAGCACAAGGGAAAAGGUGGUGAAGCGGCCAGCUUAUCGGCCGCGUCCGGUGUACUCGGUGGAGCGGGAGUUGGUGGAGGAGCAGGUACAGGAGCGUUUAAGGUUGAAAAACCGCCCGAUAUUAAUCAUCUGCUAAGCCAAACGUACGACAACCUGGACAGUAAUGGGCCGGGCAGUUUUGUGGGUCUUGGACUGCGUGCCACCAUCCCGAAGAUGCCCAGCUUUCGGCGUAUACGAAAACUGCCGAGCCCGGUACCGCAGGAUGAAGAUUCGCGCAAGAGCGAUCAAGACGAUAUGGUGGUUCGGGGAUCGGAUUCGGAGAAAGAAUCUUCCAGCGGUGGUGGUGGCGGGAGCAGUACAACAGCCGCCGGGCCAUCAUCCACCUCCGCUACCGGUGGUGGUGCAUCGUCGUCCUCUGGGAAAAUGGCGGGUGAAUCAUCUCCCUCGAUCGAAAGCGACAGCAAUCGAACGAGAAGAGCGCCUGCGACGGACAAUAAUAGUAGCAGCAGUGGAAUUGCGGGUCCUUCCCGGACGAAUGCGGAAAAACGUAUGCCAAGCGUUUCGUCUUUCACGUCCAGCAGUGAGGAAGAGGAUGAUUCGAGUGCGACCGAUUCUGACGAUAGUCUCGAGUCGGGAUCUCUUUCGGAGGUGGACACUUCCGGGGUCCCGGUGACCAGUGGUUACGGGGCAAAGCGGGCACGCGAACGACGUGAACGAGAAAACCGUAUAUAUUCCGACUCAGAUAGUGAUAUCGUCGAUACGCAUCCGAUUAAACCUCGAGCGGGAACAAGUUUCGGGCCGGGUGGUGCACGGCGGUUGAAAGAAGGCGGCGGAAAGGUUGGAAAAAUUUAUUCAGAUUCCGAUUCGGACGAUGCGAGCGGUCCGGUGCGAAAAUCAUCACUACUUCCGGCGGUAAUUGAUCGAAGGCGAAGUCAUAGCCGAAGUCGCAGUCCCUACAGUGGUCCCGGUGCUGUGAUGAAACCAGUGCCCCAAAGUACUAAACCACCGCCCGUCAUCGAUUCUUCCCAACUGCCAAAGCUUUCGUUGCAGGAACUGCACGAAGAUCUAUCGCCCAGCUCGGGUGACGAAAUGCUGCUGAUGGAGGAUGAAGAUGGGAAGCCACCGCGAACGCCGGGACGCGAAUCACCGAGCAAAGCGAACAGCAGCAAUGUAACGGCAACCGGUACGGCAGCGAACAAUAGUGAUACUAGCAAUCAGCAACCAUCGAACCACCACCAAUCUUCGUCCUCGUACGGUGGAAUGCUGGAUCGAAUUUAUAGCGAUUCGGACGAGGAGCGCGAGUAUCAGGAAAAGAGACGCCGCAAAGCGGAAUGCUUGCUACAGAUCGACAAAGAAUGCCAGGAAGAGUUGGAACGGAUGGCACUGGAAAAGGGCAAGCGGGCAAUGGCGACCGAAAAUGAAAGGGCGCUCGGUGGCAAAGCGGCUGACAGCUACAAGAAAACUACCAAGCCGCUAUCAUUCGCGUCCGGCAAAAUGUCUAGUCUGGAGGAACCGCUUACACCAAACCUUUCGCAACCGCCACCGACACCGGGCGCUAGCUUGAUGGGUGAGUUGCGCAAACAUCCUCUCAGCGGACUGUUUGCCAGCGGUGACAGUAAUGGUGGAGGUUUUGCUGCGAACGAUUCUUCUGUCGGUGAAGAACACCCGAAAGCGACACAAUCGACGAGCUCGAAGAAAAGGAAGAGCAAAGGCACUCUUACGUCCGUUGGAGGUAAAGCGGUUAAGGGUCAAACCACCCGUAAAGGCGUCAACAAGGAGGAGCUUAAUGGUUCGGAAGGACAGAACGCCAGAAUCUUGCUUCCACCAUCUUGUUCGCCCUCCAGGGGACCAUCGGCCGUACCGUGUACACCCGUCGAUUCGGUACGUUCCGAUGAGUUCUUUAUGGAUGGUGAUGAAAGUUUGCGUCGAGCGGCUAAAGCUUCACCGGCUUCCUCAGACGGUGGCUCUAGCCAGGCGAGUCAGGUGGCGCUCGAUCACUGCUACUCCUUACCUCCGUCCGCGUCGCCAUCAUCCUCCUCGCCUCAACAGCAGUCCGAUUCGUCAACGACAACGGCCAAUACGCAAACAAACAAGUACGCACCUUCUUCUUCCUCCUCCUCCUCUUCUUCUUCGUCCAAACACGUGCUGGCGCACGAUCAUGGUUACACGAACAGUGGUAACGAGCGUGUACAACAGCCAAUUGCCGGAACUAGCAACCAUCGUGACCCGCUACCGUUAAUGGUUUCCGAUACCAAUGUUGUUCCGAUUGCUGUGGAUCCAUCCGCAUCUACAAUUUCCGGAACUCCAAUUGGAUCGAAUGAGGAUAGUACGGCUGUGAUGAAACCACCGGUCCCAACUAAGCCAAGGUACGAUCGUAAACGACCGGAUAGACAAUCGCUAUCGUUCUCCGAGUACGACACACCACCGGAAGGCGGUUCCGGUGCUCUUACCAUCCCCCAGCUGGUGGAGCAACGGUUCGUUCCCGUACCGAAGUACCGUCCACGGGAGCUUGCAAACGAGAUGGGGCUGUUGUUCGAUUUCCUGACGCGUGGCAUCGACACGGAAGACAUCCGGUACAUACGCCAAAGCUACGAACUGUUGCUGAUGGACGAUGCAAGCAGUUACUGGCUAAAUGCCACCCACUGGGUCGAUCACUGUGCCACCGAUCGUAGUUUCGAACCGGCGCUACUACUUCCACCACCAACGAAACGGCGAAAGAAGGACAAAGCGGGCGGGUGUGGUAGUAGUUCGCUGGCAGAUAUAAAGCUGCACCGGACAGGAAGUGCCCGUACGGAGGGAUACUACAAGAUAGAUCCGCGCGAAAAGGCCAAAUACAAGUAUCACCACCUGAAGGGUACGGCCGCAGCGAACCAUCUGAGCAAUCUGGAGCUUGCCAAAGCGGUCACCAAGAUGCAGGGUAUAUCGCGUGAGGCACGCUCCAACCAGCGCCGGUUGCUGAACGCGUUUGGGGCAAGCACGGAGUCGGAGUUGCUCAAGUUCAAUCAGCUCAAGUUCCGUAAGAAGCAGCUCAAGUUUGCGAAGUCGGCCAUCCACGAUUGGGGUCUGUUUGCGAUGGAACCGAUCGCGGCCGACGAGAUGGUGAUCGAGUACGUCGGUCAGAUGGUACGACCGUCGGUGGCGGAUUUGCGCGAAACGAAGUAUGAAGCGAUCGGGAUCGGCAGUUCGUACCUGUUCCGGAUCGAUAUGGAAACGAUUAUCGAUGCGACCAAGUGUGGAAAUUUGGCACGAUUCAUUAACCAUAGUUGCAAUCCAAAUUGCUACGCCAAGGUGAUUACGAUCGAGUCAGAAAAGAAGAUUGUCAUCUACUCGAAGCAACCGAUCGGGGUGAAUGAGGAAAUUACGUACGAUUAUAAGUUUCCGCUCGAGGAUGAAAAGAUCCCGUGCUUGUGCGGUGCACCCGGUUGCCGCGGUACUCUCAACUAAACGCUUAGAAGAUGGG
This is a messenger RNA of Anopheles maculipalpis, 6127 nucleotides long. It is a transcript of the gene Set1, whose product is annotated as histone-lysine N-methyltransferase SETD1. Gene Ontology annotation, molecular function: histone H3K4 methyltransferase activity; RNA binding; protein binding. The record is from RefSeq and is a predicted model, not a curated record. Bases 1 to 6111 code for a protein of 2036 amino acids. The transcript has 3 exons. Gene Ontology annotation, cellular component: Set1C/COMPASS complex. Lineage: Eukaryota; Metazoa; Arthropoda; Insecta; Diptera; Culicidae.